ACCGCACCUCUGAAAACGCGACUGCCCCGAAAGCUUCUCUUAUCCGAAAACUCACCGCAUUCGUCAUUUCCCUUCCUUUCAAUCACAGAAUUGGUCCCUGGAACGAAAACCUUCGCUCUGAAAAUGUUGCCCGCUGCAAUUCAAUCCGGCGCCAAUGGCGCUUCCCCCUUCUCCUGUUCCCUCCUCCACCAGACUCCCACAACCACCACAUUCAAAUCCACUGCUCUCGCCUUCUCGAAACCUUGUCCAAAACGACAGUUGUCCUCCGCUCUCGAUCGAAAGCGCUUCUCCGCAUUCGCUGCGCCGGAAACGGUGGCAGCUCCGCCAUCGGAGGACGAGAAGGAAGUUGAAAUUCCGCAAUCGUUUGACAAAAUAAAUGAGGUGGUGGUGAACCAAAUGGCGAAGCCUCGACUGGUGCUUAAGUUCAUAUGGAUGGAGAAGAACAUUGGGUUGGGACUGGAUCAAGUAAUUCCUGGACAUGGCACGGUGCCCUUGAGCCCUUACUUCUUCUGGCCUAGAAAAGAUGCUUGGGAAGAGCUCAAGACGACUCUGGAAAGCAAGCCCUGGAUUUCCCAGAAGAAGAUGAUUAUACUUCUCAAUCAGGCUACCGAUAUCAUCAACUUGUGGCAACAGAGCGGCGGCAAUCUCACUGCUUGA
This is a messenger RNA of Linum tenue, 657 nucleotides long. The record is from the annotation of a GenBank genome assembly. Lineage: Eukaryota; Viridiplantae; Streptophyta; Magnoliopsida; Malpighiales; Linaceae.